Lates calcarifer (barramundi perch) is the source of this 5547-nucleotide messenger RNA. It is a transcript of the gene znf513a, whose product is annotated as zinc finger protein 513a. The record is from RefSeq and is a predicted model, not a curated record. The transcript is spliced from 3 exons. The coding region runs from base 2046 to 3698 and encodes 550 amino acids. Gene Ontology annotation, molecular function: RNA polymerase II cis-regulatory region sequence-specific DNA binding; DNA-binding transcription factor activity. Gene Ontology annotation, biological process: regulation of transcription by RNA polymerase II. NCBI's taxonomy places the organism in Eukaryota, Metazoa, Chordata, Actinopteri, Centropomidae.
AUAAUUAACUGUUUAAAGUUAAAAUCCUUUCAGAUCUGGUUGAUUUGCCAACACCGCUGUGGUAACAGCAAGUGCAGCAUAGUAUUACAGCAAACUCUCAUUGAAUUCCUUUGUCAGAGAUAUAACAGAGGCACAAUUGGUGGAUCUGUUUUCAGUAUAGCCAAGCAAACUCACAUUGUUUUACGCAACAGAGAUGUCAGUCAAAAGUAAUUGCAACCCCAAAUCUAUUUUUCAUGCUGCACACUGUCCAAGGAGUUGGAAGUGGGCAACCAGCCUCCUGCUGCACUUCAUCCAACAGCUCACUGUGGCUGCUCCUUGUUUCAUUACACACUGCGAUAUUUAAAACUGAUCCAAGGACAAGAAAUUGCCAAAAUGUCAGUGUCUGGUUUUGUAGGUGCAGUUUUGAUGUAUGAUCAUGGUCAGUGUCAAAACUUGUGAUAAAUAUAGUGCGUUACCGGCAACUGCUUCACAAGAAAAGCCACCAUGUGUUUCACCAGUUGAACACAUUAACAUGAAGCGGCAGUAGUAAGAAAUGUUCAGUUGGUAUCAGCAGUAACAUGCUGUAAUACAGCUCUGAUACCACAUUAGGAGUGAACAGUAACAGUAACAGUGAGGCUAAUAACAAUGUGAUACCAUUACAAACCACAAUGGAUUCCCACCAGCCUGUGAAUGGUGGACUCCGCCACUUAUAAUGAAAACUACUACAUAGAGAGAUAAUUACAGAAUGUUGACAGAAUGUAAUUAGAUUGAAUGGCUAUUGCAGAAAAAAAAUCAGCAUAAAUAUCAUAAUCAAAAACAGGGUUUGAUUUAAUGACAUUUAUAGUGAUUGUAGCUUUAAAAGGCUACGUUGUUGAUAUCUGCCUGCCUAUUGGUCUUUAUGCUAAAUCUGUCCACUCACUUGUAAGUAAACCAAGUUGUCCUCUUUUAGCAUCCCACUGUUUUCAGAUAUUGUAUGUUUGCGCCUCCUUGUGUUUGUAAGUGCUCGGUGUUAGUGCAUUUCUUGGACAUCUUAACCUAAUAUAUUGCGAAUGUGUCUAUUGAUUUUACAGUGAAGGGAAUGUGAGGAUCAAACAGCCUGGUCAUUAUAGCAAAUUUCAAUUUAGUCCACAGUUUGAACUACAGUACAUCUGCUUGGUGAAAGGACAGAUAGUAUCAUCAGUUUCACUUCCUGUCAUUACCAUGGAAUGAAUCAAAGAUGUAAAUUAUUUUAAUGGCUUAACCACUAAAGGAAAUGUGGCAGAGGUUUCAUUUGUGCAGUGGUCGGGCUACAAAAAGGAUUUUUACCGUUGGUUUCUCAGUGAUGAAGUGUAGCCUCUCUGUGCAACAGUAAGAGAAAUGACACCACUAGCUCAUAUUUCCCAGCAUGGCUCUUUGUCAGAGAGUGUGAUCUGAAAAAUGGAAAAGUAGAGAAAGGAGCUGAGACACCAUUAUUAUAUAAGGGUCAUAAAAAUAGGACCAUUACCAUCAAGGACACCAUUAUAAGAGGGCAUUUAUUUAUCAUCAUCAUCAUCAUCAUCAUCUGCUGCCUCUGCUCCCACUACCCCACUGCCAUUAUCGUUUCCCCCUCAUCAUCAUCAUCAUCAUCAUCAUCAUCAUCAUCAUCAUCAUCAUCAUCCACCCUCAUCAUCAUUAUCAUCAUCAGCAGCAGCCUCACCAUUAUAGUCAUCAUCAUUAUCAUUAGGCUCGGUAAUCAUCGACGAGGGGUUUCCAUGGGGCAGGAUAAAAGGGCAGUCUUGACUCUCGCCUUCGUCACAUCCCGCCUUGGCAUAUGUGAAGGAAGGUGGUUUUCCUCUGGCUCAUUCACUCUAAGAAGCACCAGCCAAAGCCGGAGAGGGCUGCGUCUUGAAGUCAUGAAGCUUUUCUCUCUACCUCCUGGGAAAAAUGCCUUUCUUCUUUGUCUUUACUCUUUUGUCUGAAAACCUCUGAUGGCAUAACAACAGCUAAAACGCAGUUGACCUUGAUUUUAAAACUAAGUAGCUGCUGAGAUUGGUUUCUCUGUGUAUCCUCUGGGUGAUGAGGAGAGCCCUGCCUACGGCCAGCUCAGCAUGGAAAGUGAAACAGACAACUCUCGCAGCACAACUGACAACGGGAGGGAAGACGAGGGCAGAGCAGCCCAGUCUGAGCCCAGUUUUCCCCCCUACCUGUCCUGCAGGGGCUGCGGACAGCUCCGAGACGAACCUCUGGGACCUGGCAUAGACCUUGUUGGUCCGUAUUGCCUUAGGUGCUGUAAAGCCUCCAGGGAUGCCAAAAGUACAGACUUCUGUUCAUCUUUCGGAGGCAUCAGCGGGAUUCGCUCAGGUUGCCACCCGCAGCUCGACGGCGACGGGAUGGGAAACGGGAUGGGCGACAAAGCCCUGACGGCCGAGGACAAAUCGCCCAAACUGCACUCGUGUCACCUCUGCGGCUUCUCCUCCCGUUACGCCAACCACGUGAAGCGUCACAUGAAGACGCACAACGGGGAGAAGCCCUUUAACUGCCCCCUGUGCACUUACGCCUCAGCCCAGCUGGUGAACCUGCAGAGACACCUGCGCAUUCACACUGGGGAAAAACCUUACAAAUGUGACAGCUGCACUUUUGCCUGCAGUUCCCUCGGCAACCUCAAGAGGCACCAGCGCAUGCACGUGCCCUCUGCGGGGGCGGGACAGGACGCCCCGCCACGACCUGCUAGCGGUCAGAACAGUCUGAAGAGGCAUGUGACUGGGCAAAGAUCCAACGGGGAAGAGCCUGGUGCUUCAGCCAAGGUUUCAGAUAUUGCAAGGCCGACAUCAAACCUGAGUUUGGGAACCCAGAACAGUGACUAUCUAUCAGCCUUUGAUGGCUUAAAGGGGGCAUCGCCACCGCCCAUACCACCCUCUAACCCACCUCCUGGCCACCAGCCUCCACCUGUGCUGCAGACCACAGGCAGCGGUGGCAGCAGGGCAACCAGAGGGGGCGUAGCAGAUGGGCCCGCCCUCCCCCCUUCACUUUUCCCUUUUACUUGCCGGUUGUGUGGCAUUGUUCUGGAGGAUGAGGACGGCUCCUCAGCCCAAAUCUGUGCCAAGUGCACCCUUGAAAUGCUGACUAAAGACACCUCAUCAUCUCCCAACAGCCCUGGUGAGCGCAGCGACAAGGUGUACACCUGCGCCGCCUGCCCCUUCCUCACGCACUACCCAAACCACCUGGCGCGCCACAUGAAAACUCACAGCGGCGAGAAACCGUACAAGUGCCCACAGUGCGACUACGCCUCAGCGCACUUCGACAACCUCAAGCGCCACCACAGAGUGCACACGGGCGAGAAACCUUACAAGUGCCAUUUGUGCGAUUACGCCUGCGGGAACUUGGCCAACCUGAAGCGCCACCAACGGGUGCACUCCGGCGCCAAGCCUUUCCAGUGCGCUGUGUGCAGCUACAGCUGCAACCAGAGCAUGAACCUGAAGCGGCACAUGCUUCGGCACACCGGGGAAAAGCCGUACAAGUGUCAGGAGUGCGGCUACACCACCGGCCACUGGGACAAUUACAAGAGACACCAGAAGAAACACGGCCUGGCCACGGACGGAUGGGUCAAGGUUCCAAUGACUAGCAACGAUGAAGACGAAGUAAGGAAAGGGAUGGGAGUCGGAGUCCAAGCUCACAGAAAAGAAGCAGGGGUUGAUAUGCAGUAUAUGUCUCGAGAGGGAGGUCAGACAAUACACUCGUGCUACAAACUUGAGAUUGUAUAAAAUAUAACUCAGCAGAACUAAGCUACCAGCAACUUUUUAUUUUAUUUUAAUUUUUUUUUUCACAGAGCCUUUAUAUUGUGUUAGUGUGUCAGUCUUUUAGUGUUUUGUCAGAUGUCUUCAGAGGCUGCUAAUUGUUCAUUUGUAGAACCUCGCACAAUUAUAAAAAACAAUUGUUCGGAAUAUGUUGAUGCCUUUUGGAUUAAGUAAGGUGGUCGAGUCUGGUCAUAGUUUGUCUUCUACUCUGUAACUCUGUGUUUGUGUCAAGACAAAUGGACUGUCUCUACUGUUGAAGUCCUAUUACUGUCUCAUUCUGUAUGUUACCACUCACUAACUCUUAACAUUUCCCUCUCACACUACAACACAUAUCUUGUUCUUCAUUCUAGGACAGAGAAAACUACCAAAUACUCCUCAACACAUGGAACUCAUGCACAUUUUUGGCUGAGCUGUCGAGUUGCACUGUGUAGUUUUUGUAAAAGAGGUUUUGCUGAAUAAAAGAUCGUCGCUAUUUUUAUCAAAGUCGUCAGUGCCGCAAGUUUAGGUCAAACCUUUUGUUGUGUACCCAAAGUCAAAUGAAAUAACAUGAAUGUAACUCGUAUAUACACCUUUCUUUCCACCCUCCCAUCACAUUUACAGAACGGAAACACUGAUUAAUCUUCAGGUUGAUUCAUGAGGUUAUUUAAAUUUUAAUUCAGACAUAAAAUAUGUGCUGAUUGACAAGUUACUUCCUUGAGACUACACAGUGCAGCUUUAAGUAGGUCCUACAAAGGGUCAGUUUGUGCUUUCUUUGCAUAGGGGCACAAGCUCUAGUAACAGCAUGCCUUCAGAUGAAUUUACUGAUGUAUCUACUACUAGCAAAGUGCUAUUUAAUAGUACUGGAAUUGUUUUACACUCGAUAAACUAUAUUGAAUUACUAGGUUUUGUUAAACUCACUAAUUAAUCUCCUGUGUCUUGAACUGCAUUGUCAUUUUUGCCAAACCCCUCAGGAUAAAAAAAAAAAGAAAGAAAAAUUGUGGAACGCCUAAAGUGUUGGCAAAAAAAGAAUAAUUUCUAUUUAUUUUAAAGCUAAAAUUGCAUGCACAAGCAUUUUAGUUUUGACUGGUUGUACAAUUAAAGGGAAAAGCACAGUCAAACACACACGGCUGCAUUUUGGCAGGUUUAGGGUUAAAUUAGAAAAGAAAGAACAUCAGUACAUCUCUCUUAUUUGUAUUUCAGAGGUGACAUAAAUUGUACAUGAGCAUGCUGUUCAAGAAUUUCCCCUAUGAACUUGCUACAUAUCAAUAACUAAAAUUUUUAGAUCUUAAAUUUAUUCCUUUUGGGACAUGUCUUUUUGGGAAGAGUCUUAUUGGGACAGACUGUAGAAUGCCCUUCUCUGGAUUACUGUUUACUAUUAACUGUGAAAUUAGCCCAUUCUUGUGUUUUUUAUUCUUUUGUUUUUAUGGUAUUUUUUUUUUUACUUGAGAAAAAGAUUACACAAUUUGUAAGCAUGUGAGUGUCUAAUAGUUGUUUUAUUUUUCUAAUGUGGCUGUAAUACACUGCUAGAAGUGCAUACUUUAAUAUAUAGAAUUAGAUUUUUUUUUUUUUUCCUUGAAUGUGUGGUGUGUCAUUUAGUUACCAUGGGAAAACAAUAGGGACAGUGAAUUUAAAUUUACUCUUUGUGAAUGACUAUUAUAUGCAAGUGAGAUAUUUUUCAGGUUGCCAACUUGCCGCGACACAAUGGAGCAUUGAACCCAUUGAAUAGUACCGACAUCCCCCAAGUUUCCAUUUUUGUCCUUAUGCAGUGUCUCAUAAAUGCCUUAAGUGAAAUUUGAAAUAAACACAUGGGAUUCAUUUCAUUGAAUGUCAGACAACA